Messenger RNA from Labeo rohita (rohu), 1110 nucleotides. RefSeq names its product heat shock protein 30. Gene Ontology annotation, biological process: response to heat; protein refolding. The transcript has a single exon. Gene Ontology annotation, molecular function: protein folding chaperone. NCBI's taxonomy places the organism in Eukaryota, Metazoa, Chordata, Actinopteri, Cypriniformes, Cyprinidae. Bases 94 to 741 code for a protein of 215 amino acids. The record is from RefSeq and is a predicted model, not a curated record.
UCACAGAACUGGAGUCAAAUCUAAAAGCCUUACAACACCACCAGAGAAACAACACGACUGAGGAGCAAAACAAAACCACAAAAGCCACUGAAAAUGUUGUGCCUGCAUGGAUUCCAGCCUUCCCUCAGCUCAUUCAUGGGAACUGACUGGCCAGUGCGCAGUCUCUGGCAGGAGAUCACACCUCUUUACAGACACGCAGAGGUACUGCAGGAGCUGAAGAGCAGCCUGGAGCAGCUGGAGAAACUUCAGCACAAGAUCUCUGAGGAGAUCCAGCAGAUGCCACCCUCACAGGAGAUCUACCCAGUCGCCUGCGCAAUGGAGAAAGAGGGAAGCGGCUUUGCUUUGACGCUGGACACUAAAGACUUUUCCCCAGAAGAGCUGUCGGUCAGACAGGUGGGCGGGAAGCUGCAUGUCAGCGGAAAGAGCGAGAAGAAGCAGGAGGAUGGGAAAGGCUCGUACUCUUACAGAAUCCAAGAGUUCAGACGAGUGUUUGAUCUGCCUCAAGGAGUGAAUCCUGACGCGGUGACCUGCUCCAUGGCUGAUGGAAAGCUCUACAUACAGGCACCAGUAAAUCAGCCAUCUGAAGCAGCUGAGAGGAUGCUGCCCAUUAACUGUCAAACCGUGAAGACAACGCAGCCAGAGACAGACGAGACACAACACGACGCCAGCGCAGCACAGAAGACACUCGACAAUCCUGAAAGCUCUGAAUACAGAGUACAACCUUCUGCUGGACAAUCUUAAACAAUCAUGUUUUAUUUUAAUUUAAAAAAAUUUGUGUCCUAGUUAAUUGUUUUCUACAUGAACAAAAAGAUGGAUUUUUUUAUAUUCUUCACUGAAUUAAAUAAAAAAUAAGCAUAAAAGUACAUUUUUCUUUGUUUAUUUUAUUUGAUUUUUUUUUAUACUUCUCUACAUGAUAAAGAAAUGUUGUAGAAUAAAAUCUCCAAAAUUAAUUAUUCAAAAAAUUAAAUACUUGUCUAAAACUAUAAAAGACAAUUUACAAAUGUCACCAUAAAAAAUGUUAAUGAAUUUGCUAACAGUGGAAAGAAAAGACAAAAUAUGUAAGACUAGUUGCAUAAACAUUGGAACUAAAAAAAUAAAAACAUACACAAA